Messenger RNA from Macrobrachium nipponense, 11053 nucleotides. RefSeq names its product protein CASP-like. NCBI's taxonomy places the organism in Eukaryota, Metazoa, Arthropoda, Malacostraca, Decapoda, Palaemonidae. Gene Ontology annotation, molecular function: RNA polymerase II transcription regulatory region sequence-specific DNA binding; DNA-binding transcription factor activity, RNA polymerase II-specific. Bases 257 to 2365 code for a protein of 702 amino acids. The transcript is spliced from 2 exons. Gene Ontology annotation, cellular component: nucleus; Golgi membrane. The record is from RefSeq and is a predicted model, not a curated record. Gene Ontology annotation, biological process: intra-Golgi vesicle-mediated transport; regulation of transcription by RNA polymerase II.
UUUCUCUUUUAUGGGUUGAUUUGUGAUCAUGAGAUAUCGAUGCGAAGCCUUUGUCAUCACGACAUGUUUAUAUCUAAAGACGUAAAAUUUUGGGGAAGAAUAUCGUCGACCAAUCUGUGCCAUGUCAAGUUGCUUGGCCAGUCUAGCCCCUGUUUUUGGAGAUGAUUCUGAUUACCUAGCUAUAGGUAUAUACUUGUCCUUAGUGUAUUUUUCAGGUGCCAAGGUAUUUGAUGCAAUUGGAUGGGCAUAAGGUACCAUGGCUAUCAAAGUACAGGCCAUUAUAGCAGCCUGGAAGGACUUUGACUUGGCAGCUGUUCAAAGAGACUUGGAUGAAACUGCUUCAGGGAUUGCUACCAGGCAGGAUGAGUCAGAAGUUUCACGUAAAAAACUGGUAGAAUUGUCAAGAGAGUUCAAAAAGAACACUCCAGAUGAUGUGCGUAAGCAUGUCGCUCCAUUGCUGAAAAGUUUUCAGAGUGAAAUUGAUAAUCUCAACAAAAGGAGCAAGUUUGUUGAAGGAGCAUUUCUGAAUGUCUACAAGAAAGUGAUAGAUGUCAGUGACCCACUUCCUACCUUGGAAUAUUGUGCUGGUUUGGAAAAGAAAAUUGGAAGGUUAGCAGACCUGGAAAUUGAGAAUAAAAAUUUAAGGGAGACACUUAAGGAGUACAAUGAGGAGUUUAAGGAAGUUAGGAACCAAGAUGUAACCAUAAAAGCCUUAAAGGAAAAGGUGAAACAUUAUGAAGAUUUGAUGGAUGAAACAGUUCAGUCUAAAACUAAAGAACUUGAAAAAGAAUUGACGCGGCAGUAUGCAGAAAAGGAGAGACUUUUGUAUGAAACACAGGAAUCUGUUAUGAGACGUCUCUCAGAAGCGGAGACCAGAGCACAGAUUCUUCAGUCCACCUUAGAUCAAUCUCAGUCCGAGUUAUUUGAAUUAAAAAGUAAAUCAGAAGAAUCAAAUGUUGCUAGAUCUGAUGAAACAGACAUUCUAAUGAAUGAUCUUGAACGCGCAAAUCAAAGGGCUGUAAUUGCAGAAAGAGAGUUGGCAGUUCUCAAGGAACAGCUUGAAGCUUUGACUGCUGCUCAUAAUGCACAGAUGGACAGCAUGUCAAAUUCUGUUUCAUCUGUAAAUGAAGUGGAUUCAUCAGUAGAGAACUUGGCAAGGUCCUCCCUUGAAAUAGAAUUGGCUUCAAAGGACAAAGAAAUUUCGCAGUUAGUUGAGGACAUUAAGCAACUCCAGCUAUCUCUAAAUACCUUGAGGGACACAUCCUCCAAGCAGAUCCAGGAACUUGAGGAAGACUUAAGUGACAAAGCCCAGUGUAUUACAAGAUUGGAAGAUAAAAUUAGCCAGCAAAAAGAUUAUGAUGAAAUUAAAAGGGAACUGAACAUAAUGAAAUCUGUAGAAUUUGGAAUAUCAUCUCAGAAGAAAACCGAAGAGAAUUUGCAGGGCUCAUCAACCCCUCCUAAACCACUUGAAGUUCUUUUGCUUGAGAAAACUAAAAUGUUGCAAAAUGAAAACACAGCUUUGAAGCAAGAAAAUGCCUCGGCAAAUAAGAGAAUUGCUGAAACAGAGCAGGAACUUGCAAAUUUGCAUUCCUUAGUGUCUGAACAAAAAGAACUCAUUACUAGUUUAGAAUCUGAUCUUUCCUCAGUUCAGACAUUAUCAUCCAUGUAUCGUGGUGAAGGAGAAGGAUCGUCAGUGCCAGAAAUUGUAGCUGAAGCUGUAAGGGCCUCAACUAGCAGCACUCCACCUUUAGCUCUUACGGCACAUUCCAAUUCAAAUCCACCUACUCCAGUGCCAGGUGGUGUCCCUCCUGAUUUUACAUCGGCUGCAGAAUCUUUGUUGCCAAUAGUUUCAGCCCAGAGAGAGCGCUUCCGUCAGCGAAAUGAUGAACUAGAAGUUGAACUUACAAGCAAAAGUCAGCAAGUUGUUCUCCUUCAGAAUGAGUUAGAUACUUUAAGGGCUGAUAACCUCAAACUCUAUGAAAAAAUUAGAUUUCUUCAGUCCUACCAGGGGCAGCAUGGUAGAGAAGAUACUGCUGCCGAGUCUCGUUACAGCAGUCAGUAUGAAGAAGCCUUAGACCCAUUUUCAUCAUUCUCACGGAAAGAAAAGCUUAGACGAUAUGCAGCCCUCAGUCCAUUUGAGAAGGUGACUCUUUCAAUGGGUCGCUUUAUAUUGAGCAAUAAAACAGCCCGAAGUGUUACGUUUAUUUAUACAGCUUUAGUGCAUAGCCUUAUUUUCCUUGUGCUCUACAAAUUGGCGCAUACAGAAUCAUGCAAGCGAGACUUUGCUUCAGACUGUGCUCAGAAAUUUGCUGAACAUAUGCAUCAAGUUCAUGGCCACAGUGACUUCCAUGACUUUCAAGGUUAGAGUAGAUGGUGAAAGGUGACGUAUGUAACUGUGAUUGAAACUGUUAGUGGCACAAUGUGAGUUAUGGGUUUAGAAAAUAAAUACAGUAUUGAGAAAUUUAAUAGUAUUCAUAUUUGAGCAAUAAAAUGUACUAGUUGUAUUUAUGGGAAUACAAACCAUCAUCUUUUACAUAGGAAUAUGUCUUAGCGCAUGUUGGAAUUGGUCAUUGAAACCUAAGAUGGUAGUGAACUUGUGGUUGGUGGUUAAGGGGGGUAUGUCGCCCCAUUCAGCUGCUGUCAUCAAGCACUUUUCUUCAAUUGCAUUUGAUUUAAGACAUGAUGCUGUGCUUGACUGGCCAUUGUUUGAAAUAUUUCCAUCUUUUUUUUUGUAUGUGUGGUGUUUGUGUUUUUGUUCAAUAUGGAAUCGAAUAAAAAAAAGUGAACAAUGAAAGGUGUUAAGGAUGUGAGAGGUUGUUUGGCUUCUGUAUGUCGUAGGUGUUAGUGUAACCAGUUUAUUGUCUUGCAUUGGUGCUAGGAUUGUGCUGGCUGGUCUACUUUGCACUGGAGAGAAUUAGCAGCCAUGGAGGAAGGCCAAAAAGUGUUUGUCAUAUUUUUCAAAGGGCAUAACUGUCUUUGAUAUUGCUGAAUCCUUUCGGUUCUUUCCUCUAGGGUUGCCCCUUCUCCUCUUACCCUUUGCUAUUGUGAUGGAGUUACAUUUGGAAAGGUAGAAAACCAGCCUGCUCUUUCUGAUAGUGCCAACGCAGGUUCAUGUGCAGAGCUCUCAAAAGGUGAAACAGUGGUGAAUAUUCACCACUUCUUGCCAAUGCUUCAUUGUUGGAUUUGCUGGAGUACUUUCAGACAUUCAAGCUUGGUAUGCCAAGCAAUUUGUCUUAUGCUGCUGUUCCUCUGGCUUUUUCCACUAAGAAAUUGAAAGUUUUUGAUUUUUCGGUGCAAAUGUUUUACCUAUUAAGUACAGGCAGUACUCCUCAGAUGGUGCUUCUUGAGGAGAGUAAGGCUGAAAGAGGGAGUAAGAUAAAGAAAGACAAUGUUAUAUUGUCUUCCUCAUCCUCUUUACCAAGUUCUUCCUCCUUUUUGUCUUCUACCUCUUCUCCCAUUAAUGGGAAGAAGGUUAUGGGGAAAAAAAUGGUAGUAAUGGAAGCCCUAUCACAAGAAGUUCCAUUGGACUAAUAGUGAGUAUCUUACUUCUUUAGGGGGUGGUGCCAAAUAUCCUCCCCUGUGAGUGAUGUGUUUGACUUAGAGUUGAGACAUAGUUCUCUGAACAUGAUGGUUAACCAGUACAAGAUCUUCCUGUUUACUUUGAUAACAUGAGGGCUGUCUCGUUGGACUGUGCACACUUCUACGGAAGUAUUCAGAGAAAAGUUGGUGUUUAAGAUCCUUGGAUUGAGUAUAUUUGCAGGCAAAAGGAUUAGUUUAUUAUGUGACAUGUCACCUCUGUACGGUAUCAUGGGAACCCUAGGAUGGUUUCUUGUGUGUCAAGAACUCCCUGGAUUAUGUGCAUGCAACACAUGGUUUAUGUGUGGAAGGUCACCACAUUAUAAUAUGGCAAAUAUCAUGGCUAUCUGUGCGCAUGUGUUUGUUCAGACGCUAGGGGUGUUCAUGGUUUAUCCAUGAUUGCAAUGUGUGUUUGCACAACAGUGCAUGUAAGCACUCAUCCUUGACUUCCAGUUUGGCUUCAGUCAUUCACCAUGAUAGUGAUCAAUAGUGAAUUAAGUUCAACAUAUCAUAUGAAAGUCUGUGUUGUGGAAUCUUGGUUAAAGAUGGAAACAUGUUCCAUAUCAGGUUCUGUGGGAGAGGGAGACUUAAUGCUUUUAGUGAAUCUAGACUCGUAAUUCCAGAAACUCCAGUAGUCUUCCAGGAGGUACCAGCACUGUUUGCAAUGAAACUGUCAACCAGUUCAAAGCCAUGUGCUUUAGGUUAGUGACAUUUCCCCAGGUGUUCACAUAGUGAUCAUCCUGAUGUUAGCAUGGGCCUGCUCAUAUGGUAUGCACAAACCAGCUCAACUACCAAGGGCAGUUAGCCAAAAUUGAUUGGUUCCAAUUUUCCUGCAUGGUGGAAGUUGUGUUUAUUCACCACACUGUUAAAGGCAGGUCCUGGUGUUCUGUUCUCAUAUUCUAGAACCCAGUCUUUCUUCAAAAGCACCUCUUAGCAGCCCCUGGGACAUUGGAUAUCUUUGCCUUUCUGCAUGUCAGUCCGAUUCACAGAGUGAUCAACUAGGUGUUUGACUUUCCUAUUCCAGAUCCUGGUCUUGCUUGGGAAAAACCUUUCAGCAGCCCCUGGGAGAUUGGAUAUCUUUGCCUUUACUCAUGACAUUCACUGAUUGAUCAACCAAGUGUUGACAUUCUGGGCCUCAAGAUAACCUUUGUAGCUCCUCCUUGGCCUUAUGCCAAAUGUUAUUGUGAUCUAGCUUUUGGCCAAGUUACCCACAGGGAUUCCUUGUGGCCCCUCCUUUGCUGUUAGCCCAACAUGAUGAGGUAGCCUUCACUACCAUGUACCAGGAAGUGGACUGUCUUCUGCUUUUGUGCCUCGUGCAAGCUCUGCAGCUCAAUUUGUGAGAAACCAGCCUUUUAGAAUAUCGUACAAGGGUCUUUUUUUUUUUUAAGUACUGGCAGGCACAGAAACUCCUUUUCUUUCUACUUAAUGAAGCAGUCAGGCAGUCAUAAAUAUAUUGUGGCUUGGUUGCAUUAAAACAUCAUAUAAUUUAAAUUAGAUUAAAUAUAUUUGACCAAGGUACAGUGAUUUCAGAAAUAUCAAUCUCGUAUUAAGUUGGAGAGGCAUGUGAUAAGUAGUGAAAAUCAACCACACUUGACCUGGUGUGAUGCACAUACACUCAUAGGAAAUACAUUUUUAUAAACAGAUAAUUCUCCAAAAUACAAAUAAUUUCAAUGUCCUUGAAUAAGAUAAAUAUUGUGCCAGAAAGCGGCAAAUUGACAGCUGUCUAAAAUUACCCCACCUUCCAGUGCAGACGUGUGUAGGUUUUCAAAGGUAAGCAUCUUUUUCCAAAACACACCACUAAACUACCUGCUAACUCUUCCCUUUGCUUCUUCUAGUACUAGUUAACAUAAGUAAUAUAAUCUGUAUCAUAGAAGUGUUGCAACUGUCAUUAUCAUUAUUGUGUUUGUUACAACUUCAAAUAUUUAUUAAUAUGUAGUUACUUCUUUACAUAUUUAUCACACAUUUUCAUCCUGUGAGGAUGACCUUUGUCCAAUUUGGGCAAGAACUCAUGAAGUUGGCCGUUGGCCCAUCUCUAGUCGGUUCACAGGUGAUGAGGGUAGGUGUAUGUCACCACUAGACCACUUUCACCACAUUCUACCUAAACAGCAUCACCCCAAAGUCCUUGGACACACUUUUUAUGACCUGUGGUUGCUGCCCAACAAGUUAUGAAGUCUCCAGGCUUAUCUUAGACAAAAAAAUUCUUUCACAGGGUAUAGGCAGUCCCUGGUCAAUGGCAAGGUUUCCAUUCCCAGCCAAGCACCAAUAGCCAAAAAUCGUUACUAAUUGGAACAUCACAGUAAUUAUGGUAGUAAAUGCCAUUAACGACACCGUAAGCACUUACCGAUGCCGAUAAACCACUUACCGGCACCAAAAAUUGCUUACUGAUGCUGAUAAACUGCUUACCAACUCUGGAGAACUGGGUAUGGGGUGGAUGGGCCAAAUUGUAGGUAAACUUCAAAGUUGGGCAUCCUAGAGCUUUGGCUCAAAAGGUGCAACUCCCUCUGUUCCUCCAUUUAACAAAGGGGAUUGGUAAAGCUACAUUCUAAACCUGUUAGUUUUUGAUAGACCUAGAUACUAGCUACCUUCUGGCUUGUUACCCUUUUUUAGUAAAUGCUUGGUUCUCCAAAGUUUUCCCUGAAUGAGAGGUCCGAUAUAUCUCUCUGGCUUAGGGCCAUAUCAGUAUUACAUUCCUGUGCUAGAUUGUAUAGGAAGUUAUGGGAAUCAUUGCUUUUUUGCUCAUGAUCAGGAGCAUAGCUUUCUGGGUUGAGAUUCAACUGUCCAGUUAGUUGAGAACUAAUCCUUGCACCUGGAGUGAAUCUCCUCUAUAAAAGAUGAUGGUUUUGUAUUACUGUGGGAAAAAUUUAGAUUUUUAAGGUACGUAUUUUUCCUAAGUAUACAAACCAGACCCUUUUAUUAUGAUCCCAUGUAAACUGCCCUAUUUAGUGCUAGAUUUUGAAGAAAAAUGUUUGAUGUGGGCAAGUGAGUGGGCACCUCACUCAUCCACCUGUCACCAGUUAACGUUAACUACUGUGUCACCAACUUUCAAUGACUUGAUUCCAGUUUAUGCUGAGGAAUGCUCCUACUUAAAGGUUUUGGUUUGGGUAUCUAAGAAAAAUAUAAAUUACUUCAAAAAUAUAUUAUAUUUAUGGGAAAGGAUAUGUUUUAUUUAUUGGUGUACAAAACUUUUUGAUUGAUCUAAUAGUGUCAUUCAAGUACAAGCUUUGUAUGGGUGGGUUAGUUAAGAUGUCAAGAUUUUACAGCUUUUGGUCUUUUAUAUAUAAAUAGUUUUUGUUUUAGGUGGAAGGUUGUAUUCUUAAUGUGAAACAUUAAGUGUUUAGGAUAUAGAUAAUUUUGCUAAUUAGUAUGUACUUUACAUUAUAUGGUGCAUUUUGGAAUUCCUAAGAUAGUAUGUAUAAGUAACAGACUCAAAACUCUUAGUACAUACAAAUGAAAACUACUGUUUCAAAUAAAUUCUUCCUAGUAUCCUCAGCAACCAAGUUGGAAGGAGAUCAUUUACAGUAUUCUCAUCUCUCCUGGUUUGUUUUCUUCACACAGUAUCUCAUAAUAUAAUCAGAUUCAGUUUUUUGAAGAUCUGGAUAAAUUCUUGUAGGUUUAGAUGGUUGCAGAUUCUGAUUAUUUCAAAACUUUUGGAGAUUGUGCAAAAUUUGAGGGUAGGUUGGAAUAUGGUCUAGGUAAUACAGUACAGUAUACUGUAUGUAUUAGUUAAUUAUAAUAUGUAUUAGGUUGGCACAGGAUUUUAGUCUUUUAACACAGUGAAAAGGACAGUUUUCCACUUUUUGUCUAUACAUAUAUAUAUUUGUUGAUACUUGGCAGUCUUGAUAAACAAUACUUCAGAUAAUGGUUUGCUUGAUUUACAUAUUUUAUGUUACAAUAUGUUUUGUAUAGAUAAUGGUUUUCUUGAUUUACAGAUUUUAUUUUACAAUAUGUUUUCCCUUAUAGUAAUGUAUUUAGUUUUUUAUAAUAAAAUUGUUUCUAAGAAAAGCUGUGGUUGUCUAUAACAUGGAAAUUUUAGAACCGCUGGUCAUUUGUGUAGUAUCUCGUAAAUUCCACUUGUUAAUUUUCCUCCUUUGAAGUUGACAAUGUUUAAGUAACCAUAAAAAAAUAAAGGUAGUACCCUUUAAUCUUUAUAACAAAAGGGGAGUUUUAGUUUUAAUAUACUUUGACGGUGUUGGUUAGUGGUUCUGGUUUAUCCUUGUCAGGAAAAUGUGCAGUAACUGAAACUUCUUUGUACAGCCUACUUUACAUUAGUAUCUCUUAAGCACCUAACUGCAUCACUUUGUGCUUUUUAAUUAUCAUGCAUUAAUUGAGUCUCUUUCCUGCCUAACAGAAAUUCUGUCCCUUAAUUUUCAUGUUGUCCUUUGAGCAGGUCCCUUGGAAUUAUAGAACAUGUUCAUGGUCCUGUUAAAUUAGUAUUUAAAAAAUGUAAAUAUCAGUACAUUAGCAAUAUUGUAAAAGUAAUGGCCUCAUUAGCUUUUAGAUUGUAAGUCACCAUAACUUCAUUGUGGCUGUUUUCAGAGUUUUCUGUUUUGGUGGCAAAAAGAAAACUGUUAAUCAGGUUAAUUGUCAAGUUCUUGAAGAUUUUCUAGUACCAUUUUCACCUGCAAAGGCAUUUUGUGUACGGACUACUGUAUAGGGUAUCGAGUUUCUGAGUUACAGUUUGGUGUCCCAUGCUAAGGAGACUUAUAGAAAAUUGUUAAAGAAUAAUUAUUAUUGCUGUUGUUUCCAAAAAAUACUUGGUUAUUUAGAUGAAGUUGGUUGAAAAUGAAAGGACUUUUGUAUGUCACGUAGUUUCCAGCAAUGCACGCACACUCCUAAUUAGUGUUCUUACUGUAAUGUUAAAAUAGCUGCCUGUGGCUACUAACAACCAUUGGUCAGAGUCUGGUCUUUACAACACUACCUUUGAUAUUUUGAAAAUUUGGUGGAACCUUUUAUAAUCUAUUACCGAUUCAUUUUUCUUAUUGUAAACAUAGUUUCAUAUUCUAUAAGUCUCUUUUCUCAAAAUUUGAAUGGCCUAGUUGUGGACAAGGUGACAAAUUGGUCCAUGGCAAACAGACAGCAGUCACGGGGAAAACAAUUAACAUAGUUUAUCAAAAUUUGGUUUAUAGUUAGAAAUGGUUUCUUGAUUGUGGAUGGCUGAGAACUUUCAACUCUUAUAUCACUGUUUUGUUCAGUGUUUUCAGUGAUGAGAUUAUUUAGACUGAUCUCCUAUUGGUAAGGAUGACCAGUAACCGUCUCGAUUUUAUACUCAACUUUGAGAGGAGGCUAACAGUGGAGAAUGUGAUGUUCUAAUUAAAAUUUGGUGCAUAGGGUGAUCAGUAACAGUAGCAAUCUACUGUAUGUAUUGUAAUACUGUAUGUGAGGACAAGCAGCAGUUCUUCAGGGGAAGAUAUCACCAGUUGAAUUGCCUCCUCCUUUGUUAUGGAUAUUUUGUAAAUUUCAGAGACAUAAUUAAAAAACCUUCCCAAAGUGGACUGGAAUUUGCUAUACUAGACAUAUUCCGUCUUUUUUAUAGAGAUGCAUGUUAUGGUAAGACUGGAUAUUGGGGAGACAUCUCUUGCUAUUCACUAACAUUGCAUGAACAUUAGAGGAGUUUUGCCUCUCUACUUUAAGCUCUCAGGCCUGCCUAAAGUACAUUUGGGAUCCAUUGAUGGGAGAUCAAAAACUUGUCAUUGCCAAGAUUAGUUCCCAUGUGAUAAGGAAUGGCAAGAAAUAAUCUUUGUUGUUGCUGAAGAGCUCCUUUUCAUGUUAACAGAUGACAUAACUGUUCAUCCUUAUGUUUGAGAGAUUUUUAAGACAGACACAUGGAUAUCUUUUCUUUAGUGCCUGUGUUUGAAUAAAGAAAACGUAUGAAAGGCACUUCAUCCUACCGAUGUAUGUGCCAGUGAUGUAAGCUGGGGGAAUGUGCACUGGCUGUUUCAUACUGCCAGUAAGGUUUUCAUUUCUUCCUUUCUAUUCUGUAGAAUUAAUUCUUGCUCAAGUCCUCAAUAGGUGCAGACUUAGAAUGUACAUUUGACUGCUGAUAAUGUUAUUUAGUACUAUUACACAAAACAAUCUUAGUGAUAGGUAAUUUCAUCUGUGUCAAUUACCUUUUGGAAUCAUCAUGUAACAUGAUCUGUCGGACUCUGAACAGAGUAACUUGAAAACCUAGUUCCUUUCUGUCUUCAAUGGUGUUCUGUUCUCUUAUACUGUAUUUAAACUAUGUUGUGUGGGCUUGGUCUUGCUUCUGAAGACUGGAUUUCUUAAAACAAUUUCUGCACAAUAUUUCAUAGUGCAAUAUGCAUUUGUAUACUGGAGAGUCCAUUUUCUUACCAAAUUAAAAAUAUUUGCCUUUGUAGGAAGUAAUGGACAGUCAUAUGAAGUAUUGUAGUAAAGUGGAAUUCUAUUGUUUUCCUCAAAAUGUUAGUUUCAUCAUUACCAUUACUACUUUAAUGUUUUUUCAUUUGUUCUGUACUUCCUAUAGCAGCUUAUAAUGGCUUCCCAAUUUUGUUAUUUUAUAAAGUUUAUUUAGAAGUCUGGGAUAGAGAAUGCCAUAAUUUAACCAUUUCACAGAAAUGGUGUAUACCAGGAAGGACUAAUUUAGUAAGAACAUAGCAACUGUAAAUAUAAUGUAUCCUGAUUUUUAUGAGGAAUUCAUUUGGAUUAACCUAAUGGAUAGAUUGUCUAAUAAAGGAGAAUUUCAGGCAGCCAAAAGAGCUUGUUAAAGCUUUUGUUAGCUUACACAAAUGAUUUCUCAUAAAUAAGGUAAUUUAUAUUUUUUUACAGUCAUUAAUGUUACUUUGAUUGUAUGUUAGUUGCUUUCUUAAAAACUGUCACAUGGUUAUUUUGUACACUCAGAUUACAGUAUGUAUUACACAAGUUUUGUUGAGUGAAUUGAAAAAUUCCUUGUUGGCUAAAUGUUUUAUGAAGUUGUAUAUGGUAAUGCUCUUUUCCUGGAACUUUGUAGUAAAUUUUAAUUAAAGAUGCGUAUAAUGAAUAUGUGCAUUUGUUAUAACAAAUGCAAAGUUCGAUUUUAUGUUGAAUUAUAAUGAGCUUUCAGACGACCUUUACAAAACCUGCAGUAUAAAUUUUACUUGAGGUGCUGGUUUUGUGUUAAUUUGUCAAAUUUGAAUUCCAAUAUACAUAUUUGGUUGCUGAACUGUCUCUAAAAUUUGGUGUGAAUGGUUUUUGAGUAGGUUUGGUUGUGUAUCUAGUUUCCUGUUUAUUCCUUCCAUGUAUAGAAACAAGUGGAUUAGAACUGAUCGAUCAAAGCUUUUGUUUUUGUUGGCUAGCAUUGAGCAACUCGGUUAGAUUGGGUGAUCUUGGGUGAAAGCUGUCUUUUAGUUUAGUCCAGACUUCAUUUUUUAACUACCAUGCCUAAUUUUUAGACAAAUCAAUAGACUUUAUAAAUUAUAUUCAUUCAAAGUAAUAUAUUUUGUUAACUUGUAAGAAAUUUAUGGAAAUACACACAGUGUAUUAA